CUUUUGUCUUCUCAAUUUUUUUUACGGAAGGAAGCUCUAGUCGAUCUCCUUCUCUACACCGCUCGGCGAAACCAGAAACCCUAAAAAGAGUUUGGGAGAUCUUUUACACAAAAUUAUCUCCCAUGGGAACUCCAGAGACUUCUCGGGAGCCCUGCCCCGAUCGUAUUCUCGACGAUAUCGGCGGCGCGUUCGGCAUGGGGGCCGUCGGCGGUUCUGCUUUCCACUUCCUCAAGGGUGUCUACAACUCUCCCAAGGGGGCGCGACUAGUCGGCGGCUCCCAAGCCGUUCGGAUGAACGCGCCUCGAGUAGGCGGAAGCUUCGCCGUAUGGGGCGGCUUAUUCUCCACCUUCGACUGCACCAUGGUAUACGUCCGCCAAAAGGAGGAUCCUUGGAACUCGAUCAUCGCCGGUGCUUCCACGGGUGGCUUCCUCCAGAUGCGCCAGGGUUUAGGCGCGGCUUCUCGAUCGGCUGUCUUUGGCGGCGUCCUCUUGGCUCUGAUCGAAGGGGCUGGGAUCAUGCUUAAUAAAGUCUUCAGCGAACAACAACAGGUGCCUAUCAUGAUAGAUGAUCCCGCUACUAAUGUGGCUGGAAUGCCUGGCUUUCCUCCUACAGGGCAAUUGCCGGGUCGGCUACCAACACAACAAGUUCCGGAGGUAGCUUCCGCUUCCGCUUCUGAUUCGGGUUCAGUUUCAGGUUCUAGUUCGUGGCUUGGAGGAUGGUUAGGUAGGGGGGAUAAGAAAGAGCCCCAGGCAGCAAGUAGUGGAAGCGAGACGAAGAUUUUGGAAAGCUUUGAUGCGCCCCCAGUGCCUAGCUUCGAGUACAAGUGAUUUGGGGUGUUUGGUUAAGAAGUCUGCUAUCUUGGGUUGAAGCUGAAAUGACACUUUGUCCAAUGGCUUUCACUUUCCUCUGAUGGUAGUUGUGGAUGCAUCAUGAAGAGAAGAGGUAGGGAAUAUUUGAUGGUGGAGCAGAGCAACUGCUAAGAUUUAUUUGUAAUGUGUUAUAUUUUAGUUUACUAAAGGAUACUUUUUUGUUUACUUUACUUUUUUUGUUUGUUUGGAGAGUGGUUCAUGAUUUUUAAUCACUAAUGAAAAUUUCUCUUGUUUUCUUUACAAUACACCACGUUUAAGUUGUUGGCAAAGCUUUCUGUUUGUAGAAGAAAACAGGUGAUAGUGCAUUUCUGAUUAAUAGAAAAACAACUUCAACCACUUUCAUGCCA
This is a messenger RNA of Humulus lupulus (European hop), 1216 nucleotides long. Its product is annotated as mitochondrial import inner membrane translocase subunit TIM17-2-like. The record is from RefSeq and is a predicted model, not a curated record. Gene Ontology annotation, biological process: protein import into mitochondrial matrix. Gene Ontology annotation, molecular function: transmembrane protein transporter activity. The coding region runs from base 123 to 827 and encodes 234 amino acids. Lineage: Eukaryota; Viridiplantae; Streptophyta; Magnoliopsida; Rosales; Cannabaceae. The transcript is spliced from 2 exons. Gene Ontology annotation, cellular component: mitochondrial inner membrane; TIM23 mitochondrial import inner membrane translocase complex.